Molecule: messenger RNA, 1959 nt
Organism: Calypte anna (Anna's hummingbird)
Lineage: Eukaryota; Metazoa; Chordata; Aves; Apodiformes; Trochilidae
Gene: JUN
Product: Jun proto-oncogene, AP-1 transcription factor subunit
Exons: 1
Coding region: 353-1297 (314 amino acids)
Biological process (GO): regulation of cell cycle; regulation of cell population proliferation; regulation of transcription by RNA polymerase II
Cellular component (GO): transcription regulator complex
Molecular function (GO): RNA polymerase II cis-regulatory region sequence-specific DNA binding; DNA-binding transcription factor activity, RNA polymerase II-specific; transcription factor binding
Source: RefSeq, a predicted model, not a curated record
UUCGCGGCAACUUGUGGCGGCGGAGCAGCAGCGUCCCGACCCGCGGCGGCAGCAGCAGCAGGAAGGAGGAGGAGGAAGGAGGAGGGCGGCGAGGAGCCCUAACGAAGCCCCGCACCGCCUCGCCGGGCCAGCCGGACUCUCAGCGCGGCGGCGGCAGGGACCGCGGGCCCGGCCCGCGCCGGGAGGACUCUCCGCGCCGCGGCCAGAAGUAAGGCUUCGUUUUCUCCUUCUUUUCUCCUCUCCCUGCGCGUCCGGGAGGGUUGGGGUGGCCGUGCGGAGCGGGGCGCAAGCGGCGGCCGGCAGCUUCUCCGCGCUGCCGCAGCUCCCGGCGCCACUCCGCGGACUCUGUUCUAUGAGUGCAAAGAUGGAGCCUACUUUCUACGAGGAUGCCCUGAACGCCAGCUUCGUGCCGCCGGAGAGCGGCGGGUAUGGAUAUAAUAACGCCAAAGUCCUAAAGCAGAGCAUGACGCUGAACCUGUCCGACCCAUCCAGCAACCUGAAGCCGCACCUGAGGAACAAGAACGCCGACAUCCUCACCUCCCCUGACGUGGGACUCCUGAAACUGGCCUCGCCUGAGCUGGAGCGGCUCAUCAUCCAGUCCAGCAACGGGUUAAUCACCACCACGCCGACCCCGACGCAGUUCCUCUGCCCCAAAAAUGUUACCGACGAGCAAGAGGGGUUCGCGGAAGGGUUCGUGAGAGCCCUGGCGGAACUGCACAACCAGAACACCAUGCCCAGCGUCACCUCCGCCGCUCAACCUGUUAACAGCGGCAUGGCACCUGUGUCCUCUAUGGCCGGCAACAGUAGUUUCAACGCGAAUUUGCACAGCGAGCCCCCGGUGUACGCCAAUCUCAGCAACUUCAACCCCAACGCGCUCAACUCGGCACCGAACUACAACGCCAACAGCAUGGGCUAUGCACCGCAGCAUCACAUAAACCCCCAGAUGCCGGUGCAGCAUCCCAGGCUUCAGGCUUUGAAAGAAGAGCCUCAGACUGUACCUGAAAUGCCAGGGGAAACUCCUCCCCUGUCGCCUAUUGACAUGGAGUCACAGGAGAGAAUCAAAGCCGAGAGAAAACGUAUGAGAAACAGAAUCGCGGCGUCCAAAUGCCGGAAAAGGAAGUUGGAAAGGAUUGCCAGGUUGGAAGAAAAAGUGAAAACUUUGAAAGCCCAGAACUCAGAGCUGGCAUCCACUGCCAACAUGCUCAGAGAACAGGUUGCACAGCUUAAGCAGAAGGUCAUGAACCAUGUCAACAGCGGGUGCCAGCUAAUGCUAACGCAACAGUUGCAAACGUUUUGAAGAGACUUGUCUUAAAUGAGAAACUGUGAUAUUGUGGUAUAACUAAAACACAACCAAAAGUGGCAGAUGCGUAAAGCUAAUGGUAAAAGCUGAAAGGCUGAGUCCUGCCUGUGCUCUGCAAAGCGCAUGUGUGGAAAGACUGUGGAGCCUUCGGCUUGAGUUAGCAGCCGAGCGGCCAGCACCGCUCCGGGAAGUGCUGUUCCUGCUCAGAUGAGAUGUCAGAUCUUCGUUUAACAUUGACCAAGACCUGCAUGGACCUAACAUUCGAUGAUCAUUCAGUAUUAAAGGUUAAACUGCAAUAGAAACUGUAGAUUGCUUUAUGUAGUAUUACUUAAGGAAAAAAAAAAAAGUGGGAGGGAGGUUUGUGGGAGGCUGAUAAACAAAAACCUAUUCUGCCUGCCUUCAAGUAAAUUGUGUAUGUACAUAUCUUUUUUUAUUUUAUUUUAUGAAAGUUGAUUAAUGUCAAUAAACUACUUCAUGACUUUGUAAGUUAUUUUUAUGUUGUUUAUUUGGGCACUGCCCAGUAUUGUUUGUAAAUAAGAGGCUUUUUUUUAGCACUCUGAGUUUACCAUUUGUAAUAAAGUAUAAUUUUUUAAUGUUUCUGUUUCUGGAAAAAAUCUAGAAGGUUCUAUUAUAUUUAAAAAAAUAAAAUAAUUAAAAUG